This is a messenger RNA of Pocillopora meandrina, 6616 nucleotides long. NCBI's taxonomy places the organism in Eukaryota, Metazoa, Cnidaria, Anthozoa, Scleractinia, Pocilloporidae. The record is from the annotation of a GenBank genome assembly.
UAAUUCCUGGAGGGUGAAUCAGACCAAUGAAGUGUGUACUCAUCAUAAACUCCCUACCAGAUAUUCUUUUUGUCCAUGCUGAUAAAGCUUUUAUCAAGCAUGUCAACAAACUUUCUCGUAAUUCUGGCUUCAUCAGUGAUUAUCACAAUGAAGAUGAGAUGGACAUGACUGCCUUAUCACAAAUCUUUUCUCCAAUGAUCACUUCACUAACUUACAUGAAUGAUCUGGGAAAUCCAUAUUCUUCUAUUCUGUGUGAAGAUGGCACUUUGUUCGUUUUCAAUCAGGUAUGUAUUUACUUCAAGCAAGGAAUCUUGCUAUAUUUCCUAUAUUUGGUUGGUAUAUCAUGAGUUAAAGUGCUGAUCAAGUGUAACUUAUGUCUUUCUUCUUUUUUUUUUUUUUCCCAUGAACAACUCAAAGGUGGGCAAUUCUUAGAUGCUCAUGUUUACGCUAGGUUAUGCAAAGUUGUCAUUUUGCUUUGGAACAGUUCAUAUUUUGAUGAGUGUUCUGAUUAAGUGUUACUUUCCUAUGGCAAAUUUUUUAACUAUAUUACCUGUUAGUCUGCAAUGCUGUUGUAUCAAUAACAAACCUCUAAAACUAACAAUCUUGAACUGAGGACUAAUGAAAGUUAUUGAUAAAUAUAAAUUAAAAUUGUGAUACAGUUUGCAACUUUUAUCGAUCCUUAAAUGUGAUUUAUUGGGGCAGAUAGUAACUAUUCUGUCAGGGACUUCAGACAAUCAAUUAACAAAAUGAAGGCAGACAAGUUGAGUUUUUAUUGGGUUCUCAAGUUUAACCUAGAACUUUGUUGCCUGUAACCUUUGUUCCUGGUAUUGAAUUCAACUUUAGGACUAAAAUUAUGAAAGGUGUCAACUGUUUUGCCCUCUAUCUGUUGAUGUUGUUUGAAUAUACAUGUGCAGCAGCUAUAUUUGUUUAAGAUUUUUGUUUCAAGAUAUUUCACUGUCAAUUUCUAGUCAUGCCCUCCCAGCAUAAGAGGAUGAUUCAAGAACAACAUGUAAUUGUGAAGAUUUAACCUUGCAUGCUUUAUUUACAGUACAUGAUUUCAUAUCUUUGAAAUUAAACCUCUUUAGUUUGAUGACCUGGUUUUCACAGCUGUCAAUGGUGAUGGUGAAGAGUCUGAAGAAUUCUUGAAAAGGAAAUUAUCAGUGGUGUACAGGUUGGCUACUUUACACUAUGGAGCUUCUCUUGAAUUAUUAAAACCAGAAAUUUUAUCAGCACAGAAAAAGGCUUGGAAAACCUUGGGAAGUUUGAUUGACACAUUUGGGUUUUUGUCCACACAACAACAAAGCUUCUUGGUUGAGGCUGUGGAACGCUUACAUGUCAACCAGAACCUGGGUGGAAUGGCUAUAAGUUUAUUAGAAGAAGCACUAAAUUUGGCAAGGACUAGAGGUGGCGAGAAUGUAGUGCAUUCAUUGAUUAUGGUGAAUACAAAGCUACUUGCACUCUAUUCCAGGUAAGACACGAUAUGUUCACAGGAUGUGAUGAUGCACACUUUUAAGACCUUUUGUACCUGUUAAGGAAGAAUUACAAAGAGGCCAUUGCAAUUUGAUCUCUCCCUACCUAGAAAAAUUAAAUUUGUAAGUCAUGUGACACUUCUCAUUGGUUUUACUUGAGAGCCUUGCAGUAUCUGUUGUAAACAUGGAAAACUGCUUAGUUACAUUUAAGUUGUGUUCCAUCUUAUGGAAAGCCUCUAGUAUUUUCAACUUACCAAGCACAUAUUUAGCAAACUCUAAAAAACUACAGUUUUGAUUGUUUUUUUUUUGUGAUUUCAGUCCAAAUGCCUCAGAACUCAAGUCUGCAGAUCUUCUCUUGAUAACUGUUCUACUAUAUAACAUCUUUCCACACUCUAAACAAGCUGUACCCAUAACGCUAAAUAGAACCCCACCUCCAUUAGCACACCAGGUACUUUGCAAAGGUGGACCUUCAAUAUCACACCACAUUCUAAGCAGCCCUUCUACAAAUGAGGGCUGUGCUGAACAAGAACGGCAUCCAAAAGUUGGACGUGUGCACUCUGAUCCUGUUGAUAUAAGAGCACCGCAAAGGAAGGCUGAACCUGAGGACACUGCUUAUGCAGGAUCUUCUGUUGAAGAUGAAUUGUUUUAUUCCCCUCGAUCAUCACCGAUACCUAGUGAAGGCAGGGAGGCUACUGCUCAGGAGCUUACACCAAAGAAUCCACUAACAUUGAAAGAGCAUUUCUUCACACCGAGGGCAGACACUCCUGAUUACCUCAAGAGAAAGGUAUCAUAAUUAUCUAGCUUCAUUGCUAUUUAAAAUUUUCUUGAAAUUCUUAUGUGUUAGUUAUUAUUUCUGCAGUUUUAAGUAUUAAGUAUUGAGAGAAGAAUGUUGCACAUAUUUACCAAUUCUCAAAUGGAAUGAGGAAUUAUUCUAAUUAUACAAAGUGUGAUGCAACAAAAUCUGCCCUUCAGGCCACCCCUAAGCUAUUGAACUGACCUCUUUUUUUCUCAAAAGGUUUUUAAACCUACAUUCUCUAUCUGUAUUACAUACGUUAUGUUUCUACAUUUCUUGGCCAGUCAGUUUUGUAUUUUUAUUUUCAUUUUUACCUUCAAUAUCCAGGUAUAUACAUAUAGUUCUGAAUAAUGUGCAGUUGUAACUGUGCAAUAGAUUAUAAAUCAAAUGGAUUGCCCUAAACCCUCCUAUGAGGUUGCAUUUGAGGUGAAUAGUGCAUUAAAACAGAUUAUAGCCUGGCUCAUUUAAUAGCUAAAUAUGUGUUCUCUUCCUUUGCAUUUACUUGGUGUAACAUACAUGAUUAGCUUGUGAUUCUUUGGGCUUGGUAUCCUGUGCAAGACAAAGUGGGUAAGAGGAUGAUGGCAGAGAUCUUUUUUAGACUCCCAUCACUGGGCAAGAGAUCAGUGCAGGCUAUAGAGUUGGUCAUUUGAAAGAACAUGUGCUUGAUGCAAAUUAAAAGAAAAACAUGUUGUUUCUUGUAAAGAUGGAUGAUGAAGAAGGAGAAGAAACUGACGAGGAAGAACUUGAAACAGCCAGUGGUAUACAGAAUAUGGACAGAAGACAUGAUCCCCAACCAGUCUUCUUAAGCUCUGAUAGGUGUCCAUAUUUACCUCAUGUCCUUCACUUUGUUCGCCUUGCCACAGGGACAGUUUUGGUUCUUGUCAGUGAAGUAAGAAACUAAACAACUUUUAACCCUUUACACCCUAAAAUCACAAUACGCAUUCCCGAUGCUUUUUUCUAUACAUUUCCUGAUGUGCUGAUAUGAGAAUUUUUUUAAUAAUCAAGAGCUUCUUUAGCUGGUGAUUAUUUCCUUCAUUCUUGUAACGUCAGUGUUUGAUUCACGUGUAAGUUUUAACGUGCACUAGCAAAGGCAAUUUUUUUGCAGCCAACCAAUUUUUAAGUUUCCUUUUCUCUUGUUUUUUUCAAGACAAAACAUUGCAAUGUAGCCACGUUCAUUUACCAAGCGUUAGAAUCUUUGGCUAGUGUCAAGCCGUCUGCCAAGCAGGGCCAGCGGACGGUACCACAGGCUCAGGCCAUCAUGGAGAAACUAGAAACAAGUGUGAAAAGAGUUCUUGAAUCCAUGAGGACUCCUGUGGGGGUAGGUGUAUUUUGUAUUGUGCAUUUUUCCCUAAUUUAACGAACACACUCUCUGUCAGAGGUGAUGAGGGUGCACCAAAUUAUCAGCUGGGGCGUGCAAUCCCAGUACAACACCAAUUUUUCUUGUAUGUUUAGACAGAAAGGAGGCGUAGCUAGCCUCUGGCAAAAAGUUGGGGGAUGAGUCACAGUUAUGAACUUUCGCGCGCCUUACGUGAAAUGCCUUACAGGAAGUGAAGUGUGUAGCUGUGCAGUAGAUUUAUGACAUAGAUUCUUCGGAUGUGUGCGUUGUCUCAAGUGAGUGAGAAGUUUCUUCAAGAUCUUAAGAAUCGGAGUUGAAAGCAGUCUUAAGGUGAAGAAAAAAGCUGGAAGUGCAAAAUGACCCAACCUACUUACAAAGCCCUAUUUUAGCCUGUCUGGUUUUCUGUUUUGGAUUGUAACGCUGUUCGUUGUAAAGUGAUUGAUCAGGUAUUUUGCCGAUUUUUGUAAGAUCUCAGCUGCUGAAGUUCAGGCCUUGCAAGCAAACUGCAAAAUUGUAAAAUUGUAAAAACUGUUUACUUCAGGUGGCUGUUGAGAAUCAGGUUCGAACCCUGCGCCAUCGAUGGGAGUUGGUAAAAAGAGGUGAUUUACUAGGCUUCCUCGCUGCACCAACGGGUGUUGAGAUGUCUCCGCAGCUGGAAGCAUCGGUAGCGGAAAUGGCUCGCUGUCUAAAGUCCCUCUUUAGUGUUUUAUUCUGUACCAGUCAGGGAGAGCCUUCUAUUAGUCAGCAGCUCUUAGCAACCAUCUCACAAAUCAAAGAGCUGCUUCAAACAAGGCUGGCAGACUACGAAGAUUAUCUGCUCGUCAAAGGACGUAGGAAUAUGACGAUGACUGCGUAUCCUUUUGCAACCUCGAGUAAUGCUCAAUCAAGAUUCCUUUCGUUUGGUCUGCAAGCUUCUAACCUUUCAUGUGGUCAGUAAUUUUUUCAUAAGAAGGUCCUUAAGACUAUUUUUCACCUCAGAUCCCUUUGGGUAAAAAAUUUCUGCCUUAGUUUCCUUGACGAUUUCCCGCCACCUUGAAGAGUUUCCAGGUCUCGUGCAUUUCAUUCAUGUGGACCGCUGUGUUGACCAAGUAACCGCGCCUACCAUCAACACAAUAUCCACCAAGGUCCGGGACCCUCGCAACCCGAGCUAUGUUAUUAAACAGAAAAUUUGGGAUAUGUGGACGUAUAUACAAUCCUACUUACAACGCGGUAAGAAAAAGCAAGAGAAAAAUAUUAAUUGUUUAACAUUAAUAGUUGUGAACUCCCAUAAAAUUAUUUCACAAAGGAAUGACGUAUCGGCUUAAGCCGCCUCAAAAAGGUGUGCACUGCUCUCAAUGCGCAUUUCAAUUGUUUUAUUUCUUUAAAAAAGCGAGCCAAAGGUUUUGAGUGUUUUCUGUCAGUUUUCCCACUUCGUGCAUUCUAUCUUGCCCAUUGCCCUCGCAAAAAAUGUACUACGCACCAUUUCUGAACAUAUUCCUAUUGUGUACGUUAUUUUAGUACAGCCGAAUUCUCGCCACCAGCCGACAAAAAAAUUGUAAUCAUUACCUAGGCGAAUUAGAUUUCAGGUGUUAACUCUUUAACUCCCAAGUUCUGAUUGUAAAUUCUCCCUUCUAGCUUCUACAUGUUUCGGCAUUAAUUAGUGACAAGAAUUUAUUGUUAGAUCAAGAUAACAACUUCUGCCGGAUUUGCUGGAUAAUGUAUGAAUGUUCUUGGGAAAAAUUACAUGUUACUCUGUUCUGAGAGUUGAAGGGUUGAGAAUGCAUACAAUUAUGUCAGAUCAAACGAACAAACAGACAAACAAACGGUAUUUUGAUGAAACCAUCAACAUCUUCUCUGAUGUAUCGUUUUUGCGACUGACUACGAACUUUUCAACUGGAAAACGUGCCAUUAAAUCACUUCCUUGCUUUUGAUCGCAUCGAUAAAAACAGAAUUGAGUUCUGGCUGGGGCUCCUUUUGCUUGUUUUUGUUGGCGUCCUCUCGAGAGAUACUUCUUUUAGAUAAAGCAAGCUCUUUUUCAUGAAAUUAUUUGGUUCGCUCUCAUCUUUCAAGGUAUUACCUCGAUCGGUUAAGUACAUGCGAAUCGUUUUCUUAUCCUAUUCAGGCCACCAUUUUGUAGCUGUCCGCGACGGAGAUUUCCUGUUUACUUAUUGUUUGUGGUUCCAAGACAACAACGGGAACCCUGUUCCAGUGAAUUGCUCGUUACCAGUUGGAGUUGGCUCUUCUCCUACUGGAAUUUUGUCGAGCACUUACUUCAAGUGAGUUUAAAGUAGUGUACAUUUUUUGUACCAAUGUUGUUUUAGUCUUUUGCUUGUAUUGGCCGGACACCACUAAAAUAUUGUGACCAGAGGUGAUAGUCAGCAAUGCUCCGCACCUUUUUGUGUUAACAGUGUCUCAGCUUUGUAGUAGCAUUGUUGCUGUAUUGUGUCUGUGAUACACGAGGUGGUGUGCACUAUUUCUAAUUUCCAAGUCACUUCAACUGUUUUUAUCGUUAAAAUCACCGUACUGAUUCAAACCAGCUUAUAUUUGAGCAGUUUCUUCGAGGAAAAAUUUCCUUGACAGGGACAAAGAUUUCCACCAAAUGUCCAUGUUAUAUGAAACGAAUUGGAUGUUUUCUCGUUUAUUCGAAGUUGGUUACAUUUUGAGAAAGAGAGGUUAUUGCAUCUGCUAUGUUGACAUUUUCGGAUCAAUGUCAAUAUCAGAGCAACUACGCACCUACCUAUCCCCUAACCCAAAACUAACCCUAACUUGUUAUCAUUGACUGCUGUUGGAUUAGGGGAGGGGUAGGUGCUUAGAUACUCAGAUACUGAAGUUCAUCCAUAUUUUCUUCGCUUUUGUAGGGACUUGACAAAGCGAUGCUUUCCAUCAACCCCUACAAGCUCUAUCCGUUGUUUUGAACUAAUGUGUGUCCAUGUGGGGUUGGUCCCAGUGCAGUUCGCUGUCAAACAGAUUCGGAGACUGAUAUUAAAGCUGUUCCAAAAGUCUUUGGGAUCCAGUUUUGCACUUAGCUUGAUACAAUAA